AUGAAUAUUUUACCAAAAAAACGUUGGCAUGUUAGAAAUAAAGAUAAUAUUGCACGAGUUUUACGUGAUGAAAAAAAAGCAGCUGAUGAAGAAGAAAAAGCAAUACGAAGAAAAACUUUAGCUGAACAAGAAGAUCGUCUUAACCAUUUACGUGCUAACCGCGGUGAUCAAUUAAUUCAAUUUCAAAGCGCAGAUCAAGCAUCACAAAAACCCACAGAGCAUGUUAAUUUAUUUCAACUUGAAGAACAAGGCUUAAAAGCCCAUGAUGCUACUAAUGCUGAACAUGAAAAAGAAAAAAAAGCUGAAACAGAAGACUUCGAGAAAAAAUUAGGUCUAUUAACGUACCUUGGUGGUAGUGUUGUAGAAAGUAAAGGAAAUGUUCCAUGGUAUAUGGAACGAGGAGCAAACAAACAACUCACAUCGAAAGAAGUACCUAAAGUUGAUAAAGAAGAACGUGAUCGUUUACGUAUUCAAAAACAAGAUCCUCUCAAUCAUAUGUCAAAAUAUGUCGAUGAUUUAAAACGAAAACGUGACGAUGAAACUAAAUCUUCUUCUACGAAUGUUAAAAAACCGACUUCAUCAAUUUCAUCAUCAUCAUCAUCAUCUCGUAUUGAACAAUUACGAGCUGAAAGGUAA
This is a messenger RNA of Adineta steineri, 636 nucleotides long. The record is from the annotation of a GenBank genome assembly. Lineage: Eukaryota; Metazoa; Rotifera; Eurotatoria; Adinetida; Adinetidae.